Molecule: messenger RNA, 246 nt
Organism: Suillus plorans
Lineage: Eukaryota; Fungi; Basidiomycota; Agaricomycetes; Boletales; Suillaceae
Exons: 1
Source: RefSeq, a predicted model, not a curated record
CUGACCCGGGAACAAGAAAACCUGGUAAGAGAAGCCGAAAAUAAGUUGACCCCGGCUGAGAAAGAAAGAGUUCGGACUAGAUGGAACAUACCUAGUCGUCCGUCAUCCGACGGCAGUGAGUCGGAGGAGUCCCAAGUAGCUGGACCCUCCAAGGACAAAGGAAAGGUCCCGGACCCCAGGAAUUGGGGCAACGCCAACCUCGAUGAGGAAGAUAUUGACCUGGAGGCCCAACAUGCUGCACUGGCG